UAAACUAGUUUAAGGACAAAAGCAGAUGAAAGACUCUGGUUGAAAAUCCUGUAAUAAGUGACAACAUGGCAACAAUUAAACUGGAUGAUUUAUUUGGGAAAAAGACAGAGGUUCCACAAGUGCUUGACUUAUCACGAAGUACUAUACAGUCCAAGGAAGAGUUUCAAAGGCUGCUUGAUAAGGUUCCUGAGUACAAGAUAAGACCAGAAAAGGUACGAGAAGAAGAUGUGAAAGUGCAUGACAAAGACUUCACUUUCCAUCCUUCAAAGCGAGAAAUCAAGCAACGGGACUAUGCUUAUGCAAAUCCAAUCCCACCUGAUAUGCGUGCUGUGGCACUUGAAGACCUCAAUCCAGUUGCUAUUGACUGGAAAAUGCUCACUUCUAUCCGCCCCAAAUCCAAGUUAGAAGAAGAAAUGUUUUCUAGACUGGUCACAAUGGGAAAGCUCCACUUACGAACUGCAGCUCAAGAAAAGAGAGCAACAAACGGGCCAAUCCACAUCCAUCGGAAGAAGAAUCGGGCAGGAAUCACUGAAACACGAGCAGCAGUUUGUGCAGAAUGUGGAGAAGAAUUCUGCAGUGGGCUUAGCUGUGGUGAGUUCCUGUAUGACUCUUACCUACGCAUGGAUAUUGGAACACUGCACAUAGAUCCCUCUGGCAAUGAUGCUUCAAGUGGGAGGGGCUUUUCACCCAUCAGAGAAAGAACAAAGUCUGGAAAGAAGAAAAAGAAACAAAAGCAAUCACGCAGUGCAAAAAGGAAGAAAAAAGGAAAGUUUAAAGGUGGGAAAAAAAGUGCUAAAAAGGAAAAGGGUUGAUACAAGUCAAAUUAAAUUACAUUUCGCCUUAAGAAUUGCAUGUCAUAUUUACACCUACUUUCAGUAGUUUCUGAUGUCUGCAAUAAGGAAGCAAAAUACUGAGACGUUUCUAUCAAAAGACAAUGACACACACAGAAUGUAAUAAAAUUCUGUAGCUGUGCUGCUCUUACUCUUGGAUUUCCUUUUCAUUCACAUGACUGUACUGAAUGCAGGGUUCUCAGUGCUCCUGCUUGAGUACAAAACAUAGCUUUUGCUCAACAGGAAAAGCUGUGUUACAAACUACA
Messenger RNA from Zootermopsis nevadensis, 1096 nucleotides. Lineage: Eukaryota; Metazoa; Arthropoda; Insecta; Blattodea; Termopsidae. The record is from RefSeq and is a predicted model, not a curated record.